UUCCUGCAAUCACAAACUAGAGCUCUGAUUUAGAUUGUUUGUGGAGGUCUGGCAUACAUUUAGCAUCCAAUUCCACUUCAAAACCUGAAAAAUUGCUAUCUCACACAAAUUAUACUAAUCCACCCACAUGCAUCAUCAUCAUCAUCUCAUCAGACGGUUCACAUCAAUAAUAGUCCCACAACCUCCACCACCAUUAUUAGAGCUUAAUAACAUAGUCAAAGAUUUGGUUUCCAAAGGACUGUAUAACGGAGCCCUUCACCUCUACAAAGAACAACUCCAUCCCUCUCCUCUCUUCCUUACCGCCUCCAUUCUUCCUUCCAUCAUCAAAGCCUCUGCUUAUGCUCAAAACAAACAUGUUGGCCUUCAACUUCAUUGCAUUGUCCUCAAAUCAGGUGCCGAUGCCAAACCCGUUUUAUCCAAUUCUCUCAUCUCCAUGUACGCCAAGUUUUCGGGCGUCGAAUGUGCACGAAAGCUGUUCGAUGAUAUGCCUGUUAGGGACGAAAUCACUUGGAGUUCAAUGGUUAAUGGUUUUAUCCGAAAUGGGUAUUUCAUCGAAUCAUUGGAAAUGUUUAAGGAAAUGUAUGCACGGGGUUUUGUGGCGAAACCCGAGUUAAUCGCUAGUGUUGUAUCUACAUGCGUAAAGACUGGAGAUUUUAGGUUGGGAAGAGAGAUUCAUGGACUUGUGGUUGUUAAUGGAUUGAUGGAGGAGGAGUCGGUUUUCUUGUCGACAGCAUUGGUUGACUUGUAUUUGAGGUGUCAAUGUCCUGACUCCUUGAUGGCUUUUCGGGUUUUUGAAAGAAUGGGAGAGAGAAAUGAGGUUUCUUGGACUGCCAUGAUUUCAGGGUGUGUUGCUAAUCAGAAUUAUGGCAUUGCGUUGGAUUGUUUUCGAGCAAUGCAGGGUGAAGGUAUAAAGCCCAACAGGGUAACUUUAGUUGCCAUGUUACCACUUUGUACUGAGUUGGGUUUUAUUGGGCAUGGGAAAGAGAUUCAUGGUUAUGCUUUCCGACAUGGGUUUGAUUCGGACAUUUGUAUAUCAUCAGCUCUUAUGCAUAUGUAUUGCAACUGCGGGGGGUUGUUGCAUUCUAUCAAACUAAUUUUUGAAAGAUCAACAACGAAAGACGUGGUGAUGUGGAGUUCAAUGAUCUCAUGUUUUGCGCAAAGUGAGGAUAGUGCUGAAGAAGCAAUGAAGCAUUUCCAUCAAAUGCAAAUAGAGGGGUUUCAACCUAAUUAUGUGACUAUAUUGGCAGUGAUUUCCGCCUGCACUACUUUACGUUCACUAAGUCAUGGACGUGGAGUCCACGGGCGUAUCGUGAAAUCCGGCUUGGUUUUUGACUUGUUCGUCGGGAAUUCCCUUCUAAAUAUGUAUGCCAAAUGUGGUUGUCUCACAGAUUCAUCAAAUGUGUUUGAAGAGAUGUCCUUGAGGGAUAAUUUCUCGUGGAGCACAAUUAUUGGUGCGUACGGCCUUCAUGGUCAUGGAGAGGAAGCUUUGCAACUCUUUCAUGAGAUGCAAGAGAGAGGAGAGGAACCUGAUUCGAUCACAUUCCUUGCUGUUUUAUCAGCUUGCAACCAUUGUGGCCUCGUGGAAGAAGGAAAAAAGCUAUUCGACAAAGCAGUCAGAGAUCACAAAACACCGCCAAGUAUAGAGCAUUAUGCUUGCCACAUUGACCUUCUCGGGAGGGCCGGGAAGGUCGAAGAUGCAUGUGAUGUAGUGAGCAUGAUGCCGAUGAAUCCUAGCAUGAAGAUUUGGAGCUCUCUGGUUUGGGCUUGUAAGCUUCAUGGAAGACUAGAAGUUGCAGAAGCGUUGGCUCAUCGGCUCGUUAAACUAGAGCCAGAGAACGCUGCCAAUCAUACGUUGUUGAGUAUGGUUUGUGCCGAGUCUAGUAACUGGCUUGGUGUGGAACAAGUGAGGAAAUAUAUGGAUGCAAAAGGAUUAACGAAGAGCUAUGGGUACAGCAGAAUAGAGCUAGAGAAUCAGGGUUAGAAACAGUUUAUCCUAUCAGAAAAAUGGCCGAGUGGGUACCCGAGCAGCCCAUCCGGGCCAUCCAAAAGUGUGUUGGACGACCCAAAUUGAAAUCCUCUCUCUCCUCUCACCCCACCACUUGUACCCACCCGGCAUUGAAAAUUUUCUCAGAAAAAUGUGUGUUUGAUCAGAGUAGUUUUCGUCUAAUUACUUCCGCAGUUGGAUGUGCCUUCUAGUUGAAGAGAAACUUGGGCCGUUGAGUCCACAUUUACUAUACACUUCCUUCAUUGCAAAGAAAGUUGGUUUUAAAUAUGUUA
Rhododendron vialii is the source of this 2277-nucleotide messenger RNA. RefSeq names its product pentatricopeptide repeat-containing protein At4g31070, mitochondrial. The transcript has a single exon. The coding region runs from base 128 to 1981 and encodes 617 amino acids. The record is from RefSeq and is a predicted model, not a curated record. Gene Ontology annotation, biological process: RNA modification. NCBI's taxonomy places the organism in Eukaryota, Viridiplantae, Streptophyta, Magnoliopsida, Ericales, Ericaceae. Gene Ontology annotation, molecular function: RNA binding; protein binding.